GCCUUUCUUGGAGCGCACAAUGUGCCAGAUUUAAAGAAGGUAGCGCACAGCUUACUUGUUUGCCAUUUCUGUCCUUUUUACCUGCUCACAAGUAGGACCCGCACACACCACCUGAGACUUGGCUAAACCUUUCGACGGUCACGAAACAAGAGGGUCCCGUCCCAUAAUCCUCGCUUGGAUGCCAUAAGUACUUAUUUAUUGCUACCUAAAAGCAGCAAGCAGCACAAGGUACUUCUCGUAACAGGCAGGUUUUCUAUAGCUCUCAGGUCCAGGUCCGUCAAGCCGAAUGGCCAAAAUUUCUGUGCAAAUUGGCCAUUCUAUUGUCUGCCUUGAGUACCCCUAUCCAGUUUGUAUCUAGUCAUGACGAGCAUUAAUAAGGUUGCCAGGGGUCUGGGAAAUCCUGAGCGUUCCUGUGUUGCCUAGGGUUAGACUCCUUCUCGGCAUCAGUUAGGUUUGAAUGGCCUGCUGGUGGACAUCAAACCCGCAUGGCGUUGUCCUUGUGUCGACAUUAAAAUGCUGGUAACAUCCAUUACAUGCAUUCGGACGUUUACGAUGGCUGCAACCGAAAUGGACGCCAAUGUUACCGUUACGCGCUUGCCGACGCGCAAACGGACAGCUAGGCUAUCCUCACGCAACACUUUAUCCACGGAUGUCCUCAACACUGGCAACCGUGACAGCCGAAAACGAAGCACUGGCUGCCGAGAACGGCGAGUCGUCGGCACCGGCGAUCGUCGGCAACGGCAGCGUAGGAAGCGCCAACAGGCCAACCAACAGGAGAACGGCAGUGAGGGCGGGAAUAAUGAAGGUGACUCAGUCCAAAAAAAUGAUGAGAGUGACGAGGAAAACGCUGAGAACACGGAGCAUGAGAACGUUACAAACAAGGAGGAGGUCGCUGCCGCUGCUCCUGCUGACAAGGAUGAGGGCGGGUCUGAGGGGCCAGCAGCAAAAGCAACGAACGCCACGGCAAUGGCAGCAGUUUCAGCAGUAGCUGCCGCAGCAGCAAUGCUGUCACCAGCAGCAGCAACAACGGCAAGAUUGCAAACUGGAACAACAGCUGUCGCCACCACCGCCACUGCAGCGAUGGCCACAGAGCCACAGCCCAGAGCCACAGCACCAGCAACUCCCGUACAGGCAAUGGCAACCGCAUCACCAUCCUCUACCUCUGCCGUACAAAACACCGCCCAAGCCACCACCGCGGCUAUGAUGACCCUGGCAGUGAACAGGUCGGAGAAGGUCCUUGCUGAGGCGGCCAGGGAGCCGACCCGCGGGUCGCUGAUGCCUCGACCCGCAGGCCGUGCACUGGUUCUGGAUUUGGAGACCACGGGGUUCCCCUUGGAUGCCAGAGGCAGGCGCACAUACGCUCCCACCUUAGCGCAUAUGACGCGCCUGUACAACGACGCUCGCAUCGUCUCGAUUGGCUGGCGGGUGACGGAGGUUGGCGCGAGUCAGCACGGAUCAGCACAGACGAGCCCCACCACGGUAUCGGAGUCGUACCGUGUCGUACAACCGGUCGGGUUUGUCAUCCCGCCCGAUGCGGCUGCCGUACACGGGAUCACUACGGCGAAGGCGAUGGCAGAUGGAGUGCCGUUGGGUCAGGCGUUGGACGAGCUGAUGGCUGCCGUACAGGGUUGCUCCGUGUUGGUGGCUCACAAUGCGCCGUACGACCUCUCCAUCCUCCUCAGCGAGAUGUUCAGGUCCCAGCGCUAUCGUGACGUCAUGCACCUGGCCGAGCUCCAGCCCAUGUGCACCAUGAGGUGGGGCAAACCGCUGUACGACAGGUGCCUCGCCGCCAAGACACCUCCCGCUGCUCCUCCCUUGUCACCUCUGUCGCCUCCACCACUGCGGCAGCCGCAGCAGCAACAACCCAACCACCAGCAGCAGCUGCAGGACCCCCUUGACGCCCGCAUGCGCCGGCGGUUCAGUGACCUGCGCCAGCGCCUGCUUCGCUUCCCCCUGCCGACUUGGAAGAACUUCCCGAAGCUCGAAGAGCUGUACGUCACACUGACGGGCGGGCGCAGGCUGACCGGGGCGCACAACGCGGCUGUGGAUGCGGCGGCAGCUGAGACGUGCUAUGUGGCGCUGAUGGAGGUGGCAGAGGUGGUGGGCUGGGCGGAGGGAAGAGCAUCGGCAGCAGGCGGGACCGGGACUGCGGCGUGAGGUGGGGGAAGAGGAAGAAAUAGGCCGUGCAUGCAAGGUGGGGGAACGAAGAAAACCAUGUGUGGAUUGGCAGUGGGGGGAGAGCUGCAAAGGCGGUGGCGUGCGGCCGUCACACGGAUGCAUGCAUGGCAGGCAGGAUUGAGGGGUGGGGACGAGGCGCAUAACUCGGUGGCAGCGGGUGGGGUUGGGAGGUGGUACCGGCGGGUUGGAAGCCAGGUAAGACUGCCUGUAUGUCAGGCCUGCAUGUCAGUGUAGCUUGAGGUAAAGCCGGGCAUCUGGGCGGCGGCAGCAGCAGAAAUUGCAACGGGAUAUUCAGGUUUGCGGGCGAGAAGGUUCAUUAUAGCGGCGGGGAGUUCCCCUCAACAGUCAUACAAGGAGUUGCAAGGGAAGCUGCAGGGUACAGCUACCCCGUGGCGAAUUAUGUUUCGUCGGUGGUUUGGCAUUUAAGUUAUUUCCCAUCCCCUUCAUCACUGCGUGUAGGGGCUGUAGGGACUGUUUAUGAUGUUGUAAGCGAGUCUUAUUGUGAGGAAGAAUAUAAAUCUUGUUUGCAUCUUAGUGUACUUAUAUGUAUCUUCGCCCGUGUGUUGCGAUGGUGGGACGUUAGGUGUACGACAUGUAGGUGUACGGCUAAUAUGCGUGUGUACGGCAGAUUGCGUAUGCGGUACGUUGCGUCGGUGCAAUGCCAUUAUUACUUGCGUAUCAUGUUAAGAGGCGCGUGCAACCCUGUCUGGGCUUGUGAGUACCGGAUGAAUUAUUACCGAAUUUAUAUAUAAAUAAUGACAUGGACCUGGACAUGGACCAAUGAUGCCAAGAAGGAGAUCGGCUGGAGCCGCUCGGACGUGGGGAAACUUCGGAAUAACAGCUAUGCUUUGCUGAGGCAGAAUAUCAUUAACUGAAGUUAUGUUCCACCCUUCCUGCCUUUGGUGUCUUGUUUCCAGCUGACCCGUUGUGAGUUGGUUUUACGGCGUGUCCCGUUCCUUUUGCAGUGUACGGUGGGAUUCAUCACCCGUGUUCCCGUUUAGGAUACCAAUGUAACAGUCAUUCAUUCCGUACUUUAUCUGACCGUUUAAUUCAUGAC
Molecule: messenger RNA, 3235 nt
Organism: Astrephomene gubernaculifera
Lineage: Eukaryota; Viridiplantae; Chlorophyta; Chlorophyceae; Chlamydomonadales; Astrephomenaceae
Source: the annotation of a GenBank genome assembly